Monosiga brevicollis MX1 is the source of this 1796-nucleotide messenger RNA. RefSeq lists its product as uncharacterized. The record is from RefSeq and is a predicted model, not a curated record. Lineage: Eukaryota; Choanoflagellata; Craspedida; Salpingoecidae. The transcript is spliced from 6 exons. Bases 1 to 1506 code for a protein of 501 amino acids.
AUGUUGAUCUCUCUCUCUCUCUCUCUCUCUCUCUCUCUCUCUCUCUCUCUCUCUCUCUCUCUCUCUCUCUCUCUCUCUCUCUCUCUCUCUCUCUCUCUCUCUCUCUCUCUCUCUCUCUCUCUCUCUCUCUGCCUCCCCCUCUCUCUCUCUCUCUCUGUCUCUCUCUCUCUCUCUCUCUCUCUGUCUCUCUCUCUCUCUGUGAUUUUGCUGAAAGGUCAAACGGCAGUCGGGACGGGUGAUUCUUGUAAGGACGCACUUUUGUUCUCUUUGUGCGAUUUUUUUCUUUUUUUUCCUCUCUCUCUCUCUCUCUCUCUCUCUCUCUCUCUCUCUCUCUCUCUCUCUCUCUCUCUCUCUCUCAUAUCACACGUUCGGCAACCGCAGACCCUGCCCGUGUCGCGUUCAACAAUUACCAACGUUCGGGACGUUUACUUGGUCUGGGACGGUCAGCGUCGCGAUCUACGAGAGCACUUUCGCGCCGCGUUUUCCGCCCUACCCCCCUAUGGCGUGCAGCUGCAGUUUACCGCCCGUGAUGGCCGCCAAGCCCACUUUGACCUCAGUUUCCGAACAAACAAGAGCAACGGCCAGGUCUGCUCCAUGCGCGACUACCUCACCCAAGCCUCACGCUCUGCCACACAAUACUUUGCCAACUUUCUCGCCAGUCUGCAAGACGACGAGCCCAAUGUGUUUUCCAAUACAUUGAGCUUCCUCGUCAGCCGCGAACCCCUGAGCCUCCUCUUCGACCUGCCUAUUGAUAAAGAUGGCACCAUGACCAAGCCCUCGGACAUGUUUGAGCGCCAACUGAGCCACUUGGUGAAGCGAGCCGGCGGAACCUCCAUCCCCAUCAGCCGACUCUUCUCCGCCAAUCCCAUGCCCCAUCAACGGCGCGUGCGCGCUGCGCUCAUGCGGGGCCUGGCCACCAUUGGCUACGACUUUCUUCCGCGAACUUUCAAGCCUGCCUGGAAAGGCGAGCUCCAACCCGCCAUCUCUGCUGAUGUGCUCGAGGGCUUGGAGGUGGUCCCUUUGCGACGACCAGCCCAAACUACCCACGUGAGUCACCCAGAGUCCCCUCCUCAGCAGCUCUGGGUGUCUGGAAAGGACGAAGCCGCCGACGGGAGUGCAUCAGCGACGAGCUCGCGCCGCGAUUCGGGUUCUGCGGCCGCGGCAACGGGUGCGACUUCCACUGUUACCCAACCUUCCACGACUACCAGUGAUCAUGCCCUAGGCACGAGCAAGCCGCGUAAGACAAGUGCGAGCAAGCCAAAAACAUCGGCUCUACCAAGCACUACCUCUGAGGGCUCCUCAGCCUCACCGCCCGUCUCUGCCUCCACCGCCAAGCCAGCACCGGGCCCUCGGAAAAAUGGUAAGGGGCGCACUGCUGCCGGCGACUCGAGCGGGACUGCAGCACGGGGGCGGCCCCCUACCAAACGCGCCAACACCAAAGCCAAGGGCAAUGCCGACCUUGAAGCUGCAGAACAGCUUCUUCUGCUCGCGCAGGCCUCUGAUUGAUUGAUGGCCUGCCGUGCGGCCUUCACUCUGCACCCUUUUGGUCAACCUGUGUUCUUCCGCUGAGCGGAACUUGAAAAGAUGACCAGAUUGGUCCAUGUCCCCCAGUCGCCCGCCACAAACUUGGCAAGUCCUAGAGAUUUUCUUUGUUGUUGUUGUUGUUUUUCUCCUUUGCUUUGUGAAAUGUAGGCAUGCAUCGGAAACACUGCUUAGCGCUACUUGGGCGCCCCGUCCUUUGUACGGAGCGCGGGCGUGAACACUCAAUGAAAAUACCAAUUCAAAAUGGACAUUUC